CCGGAUUCUGGAGCUAUCCGGAUAACAUCUUCGCUUUUACUUGAUCAACUCUGCAAAUUUCAAUUUUCGCUUUUACUAGAUCAACUCUGCAAGUUUCAAAUUUCGCAAUUUUGCUUGGGAAUUUAACGCUUGAGCUCAGGAUGUCUUCGAUUGAGCCACCCUUCAGGCCAAGAGAGAAGAUCUUCGAAAAGCAGAAGCAUUUCCAGAGCAUACACAAGCACACUUAUCUGAAAGGACCAUUCGAUAAGAUCACCUCAGUCGCUAUCCCUGUUGCUUUGGCUGCCACUUCUCUCUUUCUCAUUGGGAGAGGAAUCUACAAUAUGUCUCAUGGAGUUGGGAAGAAGGAAUGAGAAUUUGUCUGCUUUGAUGAUUCCAUCCUGCAAGAGCUUUGCAGGCUAGUUUUUCUUAUCUUGCAUAUGCUUUGUAAUUUCCGAACUUAAUACUGUUGAUGUUUCAUGGGAUUGGUGAAUGAUACUUGCUUUGCUGUGA
Salvia hispanica is the source of this 489-nucleotide messenger RNA. RefSeq lists its product as uncharacterized. The record is from RefSeq and is a predicted model, not a curated record. Lineage: Eukaryota; Viridiplantae; Streptophyta; Magnoliopsida; Lamiales; Lamiaceae.